This is a messenger RNA of Fusarium redolens, 1703 nucleotides long. RefSeq lists its product as uncharacterized. The transcript is spliced from 5 exons. Gene Ontology annotation, molecular function: FAD binding; monooxygenase activity. Gene Ontology annotation, biological process: secondary metabolite biosynthetic process. The record is from RefSeq and is a predicted model, not a curated record. NCBI's taxonomy places the organism in Eukaryota, Fungi, Ascomycota, Sordariomycetes, Hypocreales, Nectriaceae. The coding region runs from base 183 to 1697 and encodes 504 amino acids.
GGCAAUUGUCCGGGGCUCCACUCCGAAUCUAGCGGGUACGAUAUUCCAUGAGGAUGCAGUCAACAAAGGUAUAUUAGGGGACCUCUACCCAUUCUCUCUAUGAUCUCAGAACCUCCAGUAUCCCUAGCUCUGUCAACUCAGCAAUCGCAACGAACCAACAAACCAACCAACUAUUUCCCAUCAUGUGUGCCGUAAAACAACAUGUCAUUCAUGACUACGCGGAGGCUCCUCAACCCACUCAUGAGACCGUCAUUGUUGACGGGGUGCUUCGAUAUCCUCCCACCGACCUGAACGUUCUUGUUGUCGGUGGCGGCCCAGGUGGUUACUUGACAGCACUUGAGUGCUGGAGAAAGGGCCACGGCGUUGAAUUGGUGGAGAAGCUCAGUACUAACUCACCAACUGGCGACGCUUUCCUGUUGAGCCCAUCAGGCGUGUGCUUCUUGAAGUACUACCCGGCCCUGAUAGAAGAAUAUAAAAAGUGGACUUGGGAUCUUGCUAUCGGCAUAAGCCGGCUUGACGGCACGCCAAUUGUACCUUCUUUCGACUUUGAAUGGAACCGAACCGGUGUGCCGGAGCACGCCGCAUGGCCCUUACGGGUGCGCACUAUGAUGGCCAGGACAGGUUUGGCAACUAUGUUGUACGAUCAAUGCCAGCGACUUGGCAUCAAAGUCACGUUUGGCGUCAGCGUCGUGAACUAUCUCGAGAAUGCUACUGAGGGAACGGCAACAGCUGUCGCCAACGAUGGCCGCCAGUUCACUGCUGAUAUCGUGGUAGCAGCGGACGGUCUCGGCACCAAGUCUCACCAGAUUGUCUUAGGUCAACCCGUCCGAGCUAUACCGACCGGAUAUUCUAUCGCACGUUUCAUGUACUCCCUUGAUGGGAUCCAGAACCCGAUCCUUGACCAACUAAGAGAUAUCAAGCGUGGUGUGCUCCGCAUCAGUUCGGGUAACGGCUUUCACUCCUCCAUAUGUCUGACAAACAGCCACGUGCUUUUCACUUUGACAAGCCCAGACAAUGGGACAGCUGAGGAAUCUUGGUCUGCAGGAGUCACUCCGGACGAAGUCUUGUCCCGGAUACCUGACCUAGAGGGGUUGGAUCCGCUGGUCAUUGAAAUCAUUCGAAACGUUCCUCAGGAGAAGACAUUGAUCAGCUGGAAGCUAUGUUGGCGUGAUCCUCAGGAGAAGUGGACUUCGCCUGAAGGUCGCGUCAUUCAACUAGGCGAUAGUGCACAUGCAUUCAUUCCAACGUCUCUCAUGGGUGCCUCCACGGCUUUGGAAGAUGCCCAGUCUCUGCCCGAGUGUCUAAGACUUGCUGGUAAAGCUAAAGCAAAUCUUGGAACCAAAGUACACGAGCUCCUACGGGUUCGACGUGUCGCGAUUAUUCAACGCACAGGGUUUUCCAACCGAAGUCAAUCCCACCAAGAAGGUGGAAUGGAAGCAGCUGUGAAAAAUUCGAUUGAUAAUGAUCCUACACGAAUGGGUAAGUGGGUGUGGACCCAUAACCCUGAGCGGUAUGCGACGGAGAAGUUUGCUCAAGCCUUAGCCCAUUUAGAGGCCGGGGCACCAUUCGAGCAUACCAAUAUCCCCCCAGGUUUCAAGUGGGAGUCAGGUUGGACGAUGGAGAAGGAGCUUGAGAAAGAGAAGCUAGGUAUCAAGACAGAGGAGCUGAAGCAGAAUGGAGACUGGAGUGUCUAUUAGAUUAGG